AUGGAGAACGAGGGAAGUAAGAAAAACAAUCAGUCGGAAGAACCACCUGCUGGUUAUUCCAUAGGAAAACCAACGCAGACCUCCACUCUUAACUUUCAAGAAACAAUGCAAUAUAAACCAACAGAUUCUGGUAGUUCCCGAAUCACUCGGCGCUUUAUUGCGGAGGAUCCCACUCACAACCCAGAUGUUGUUCCUCCACUGGCUGAUUUGGUUAUUAAACAAAUUAUAGAGAAUUUUGCAUUCAAUUACAGUGCUCUUCCCCACCUCAACAAGGAACAACUGCAACGCGUAUUGGACGCUCUUCCGACGGACAUUCCUCUCAAGGUCGUGGCUCCCACUAUCUCUGAUGAGGCCUUUUGGCAGCGCAUGAGCCUCUCACGCUGGCCCGUGAUCGAUGUGGUUAAGCAUGGGAAUUCAUGGAAACGCGCUUUCUUUGAAAAUUACCUAGAGCAGAUGAUCCAUGAGUACGUGCCAGACCAGACCUAUCCAGUGUGGAUCGAGGAGGCAUUGCAAUUCGGCGCAGCCUAUGUUCGCCGCCUCGAUAUUAAGGAACUUCUUCCGCCGGAAAAAGUCAUGAUGAGAAACGCUAGGCGCUCAACUCUACCCGCCGGCUUCAUGAACAACGAACAGGGGCCUCGCGAUUUCGCAUCAAGCAAGAGAAAGUCUGAUGACUACAGUGACGACUUUGAUGAGCAGGCCGAAGAAGAGGGGGGUGGCGUUGGUGGCGGGGAGGGGGGGCUGGUCGGUGGGGUGGAAGAAGGUGGAAAUGGAGGUAUUGGCGGUAAUGGUGGCGAAGACGAUGAUGAAGGCGAGAUCAGUACCGUCGUAGACCACUUAGAUUUGGGUCAAGUCAUUGCCAAAUUGGAUCGAUUAACACAUCUUAGUGUACAAUACCGUGUUCGUAAUGUAGGUUUGGAUUUUGAGUGGAGCCAAUUUCAGUUUACUGGCCGUGAUUGCGUCAGUUUCUCCAAAGCAAUUCGCAACCAUACCUCGUUAAGGAUUCUGGAACUGGUGAACAGCCGUGUGGAUUGCGAGAAAUGUCGCGUGCUGGUCGGCCACCUUCUGGAUCACCCCUCGCUGGUAGCUCUUAAUCUGUCCCACAAUAUCAUCUCUGACUGGGGCGCCCGAGCGCUUGGAAAACUAAUCAACGGGCGUAGCCGACUGGAAUGUCUUGAUUUGACCAACAACCGUUUGAACGCGGAGGGAGCUGAGGCGUUAAGCCAUGCACUAGCAAAGGGCGCUGGCACACUAAUGAAACUCAACCUGCGUCUAAACCGCAUUCGUGACGAGGGCGCCAGCUCCAUCGCUCGGUCUUUGCUUCGAAAUACCACACUGAGAGAGCUCAACCUCGCUGCAAACAGCAUCGGCGAUGCAGCGAUCCUCGUCUUUGGCCAAGUUCUCACGCACAACUCGACUCUGCAGAAGUUGGACCUUUCCAACAAUAGUAUCGGUUCGGAAGCAGGCAAGAAAUUUCAAGAAUGCAUAGCUUCAAACCAGACCAUCAUCUACCUGGACCUUCGGUUCACUGGAAUCCCGCAGGUGUUUGAAUUCACUUUGCAACAGAAUAUCGAGGCCAACGACAACCGAUAUCGCAUGGAGCAGGAAAAGGAUGCCGAGACUGGGCACAUUUCGCUCCCUGGUCUGAUCAGCGUGGCGGUGAACAAAGUGAAACCAGAUUUGGAGAAGACCAAACCACGUCCUACCGUGUUCAGUCUUCAGUGA
Hydatigera taeniaeformis is the source of this 1722-nucleotide messenger RNA. The record is from the annotation of a GenBank genome assembly. Lineage: Eukaryota; Metazoa; Platyhelminthes; Cestoda; Cyclophyllidea; Taeniidae.